Molecule: messenger RNA, 1392 nt
Organism: Astyanax mexicanus (Mexican tetra)
Lineage: Eukaryota; Metazoa; Chordata; Actinopteri; Characiformes; Acestrorhamphidae
Product: protein IWS1 homolog
Exons: 2
Coding region: 1-1152 (383 amino acids)
Source: RefSeq, a predicted model, not a curated record
AUGAAUUCUUCAGUAUCGGCUGUAAAGUAUUUAGUUUCUACUACAAAGCAUUUACUAUCCACUGAGGACUCUGAACCGGAGGAUCUGCUGAUCCUGAACCCGCAGGACUCAGAACCGGAGGAUCUGCUGAUCCUGAACCCGCAGGACUCAGAACCGGAGGAUCUGCUGAUCCUGAACCCGCAGGACUCAGAACCGGAGGAUCUGCUGAUCCUGAACCCGCAGGACUCAGAACCCGAGUAUCUGCUGAUCCUGAACCCGCAGGACUCAGAACCGGAGGAUCUGCUGAUCCUGAACCCGCAGGACUCAGAACCGGAGGAUCUGCUGAUCCUGAACCCGCAGGACUCAGAACCGGAGGAUCUGCUGAUCCUGAACCCGCAGGACUCAGAACCCGAGUAUCUGCUGAUCCUGAACCCGCAGGACUCAGAACCGGAGGAUCUGCUGAUCCUGAACCCGCAGGACUCAGAACCGGAGGAUCUGCUGAUCCUGAACCCGCAGGACUCAGAACCGGAGUAUCUGCUGAUCCUGAACCCGCAGGACUCAGAACCCGAGUAUCUGCUUAUCCUGAACCCGCAGGUCUCAGAACCCGAGUAUCUGCUGAUCCUGAACCCGCAGGACUCAGAACCGGAGUAUCUGCUGAUCCUGAACCCGCAGGACUCAGAACCCGAGUAUCUGCUGAUCCUGAACCCGCAGGACUCAGAACCCGAGUAUCUGCUGAUCCUGAACCUGCAGGACUCAGAACCGGAGGAUCUGCUGAUCCUGAACCCGCAGGACUCAGAACCGGAGGAUCUGCUGAUCCUGAACCUGCAGGACUCUGAACCGGAGGAUCUGCUGAUCCUGAACCUGCAGGACUCAGAACCGGAGGAUCUGCUGAUCCUGAACCCGCAGGACUCAGAACCGGAGGAUCUGCUGAUCCUGAACCCGCAGGACUCAGAACCCGAGUAUCUGCUGAUCCUGAACCCGCAGGACUCAGAACCGGAGGAUCUGCUGAUCCUGAACCCGCAGGACUCAGAACCGGCUGGAGCGCAUUAUUAUUAUAUCUCUGAAGAUCUGCAGCUUCAGAGAGACACAACAAUACAGCUCUGUUCCACAGAUCAGAAGCUCAGAGGAAUUAUGGGAAAUGCUGAGAGAUUUGAUGGAGAUACAGGGUUUUGACUCGUGUAAGAGUUCAGUGUUCAGUGUAGAGGAGUCGGACUGAUUGGACUUGUUUUUUCCAGUAACUGAUAAUUAUUCAACAAUUAGUUUUGUGAAUUAUUCAGUAUCCGCUAUGAAUACUUCAGCAUCCAUAGUGAAUCGUUCAGUAUCAACUACGAAGUGUUUAGUCUCUACUACAGAUUAUUCACUGUUCACUAUAAUUUAUUCAGUAAUUAUUACAGAUUAUUCACUAUGAAUUAU